Molecule: messenger RNA, 570 nt
Organism: Prunus mume (Japanese apricot)
Lineage: Eukaryota; Viridiplantae; Streptophyta; Magnoliopsida; Rosales; Rosaceae
Product: early nodulin-like protein 6
Cellular component (GO): plasma membrane
Molecular function (GO): electron transfer activity
Source: RefSeq, a predicted model, not a curated record
AUGGAAUAUUCCUUCAAAGUAUUUGUCUUACUUUUUCUUGGCAUCCAAGUCGUUUUGGUAACUUGUACUCAAUUUGAAGUUGGAGACAAGACCUAUGGAUGGGAGGUCCCCAAAACAGUAUACCACCAACAAUUAGUGUACAACGAAUGGGCCUCAAAGAAAAGGUUCAAUGUUGACGACACUCUCUAUUUCGGUUACGAGACAUUUGCAGACUCAGUGUUGGUAGUGAGCAAGGAAGAUUACGAAAAAUGCCAUUCGGAUCGCCCCAUUUACUACUCAAACGAUGCUCGCAGUGUGGUGACAUUGGACCGACCCGGUCUGUUCUAUUUCAUGAGUGGGGUUGCUGAACACUGCGAGAAAGGGCAGAAGAUGGUCGUCAAAGUCUUGGAACCAGCUGGGGUUGAAACCCCACCUGCUGAUGCUGAUCAAUCUGCAAACCAGAAUUCAUCUGACUCAUUACCACAACACAGGAAUAAUAACAAUAAUGCCACUGGUGCACUUGCUGCCAUUUCUUCUACAACUAUUAUCUUCUGCAUCAUGACCUCUCUCCUUGGUCUCUUUUUCUUCUAA